AUGUCCAGAUCACAGCAUUUGACACAGGAUCAUAGGCUUCCUCUUCGAAUAGCCAUUGACUUGCUUAUCGCAAGAGUCGAUCAACUUUCAGAAUUCAUUUGCCAAAGUGGCCUGCAGCCUCCCUGUAGCCCGAAAGACAAGGACCUGGCAUUAAAGGAGAUUUUAAAUGCCCUUGGGCCGACCAAACCGAUUUCUGGGCUCGAUCAGGCGCCCUCUUGCGAGCCAGAAAUAUCACCUCUUCAGCGAAUUGAUCCUAAUCUGGAAUGUGAAAAAUCGCAAAAUUCUAUGGGGCCUCCUCUUAUUCCUGCAGCUCUCGCGCUUCCAAAGAUCUCAACUGCGACUUCACCUAACAAGGCUUUGCUUCCGACAGCUUCUCAGACUUCCCCCUUGCCAGGACCCCCGGAGCAGGGAAAAUUAACCCCUUCAGCAGAUACCCCGGAUAGUAUCCUCAGUAUCUGGGAUAUGGACCUCGCUUAUGGUGGCUCAGUAAUUUCCGCGCCCAUUGACUUGCAGCAACUUAUUGAUUCCACUUCUGAACGCGACGCCUUGGGUCUCGACUUGGACGGGAUGGCCCAACCUGCCAAUACUGCAGCGACUGUCGCUACUCCGACCGCAAGCGAUGAUGGGUCGACCUUGAUUGAUGAAGCCAAUACCACUGCUGAUAUCGAAGGUCUCAUCGACGACCUUUCUGAUCGAGUUGGCACGCUACGGAUCGGUCGAGGGGGCAAAACUCACUUUUUCGGCCCAACUUCUACAUUCAACCUACGCGAUAUGCCGCAUUCGGAGACAUUUGACUCUCAUCGUAGAAUCAAUGGUUAUGAUUCUAACAGUGCUGAUCGAGUCGAUGCUGACAGGGAAGUACCCCCCGCGCUUGAGGAACAUUUGAUCAAUUUGUACUUCAGUUGGCAGGACCCGUCGUUUCAUGUUGUUGAUCGGAAAUUGUAUGAAGAUGCAAAAGAGAAAUGGUUCGCUAUGGAGGAUACUUCUUUAUACUCCGAAGCUUUGCGGAAUGCGAUGUGUGCGAUCGGCUGCGCAUUUGAAACAAGAUUCCAUCCGAGUUUUGUUACUUUUCCGAAGACUUUGGUCGACUUUUUCGGAGAUCGCGCGCGGUCAUUGCUUGAGGCUGAGUUGGACUUCCCGAGUGUGGCGACUGUUCAGGCGAUGGUUAUUCUCAGUAGUCAUGAGAUUGGGAAUGGUAUGGAUUCUCGAGGGUGGCUUUAUAGUGGAAUGGCAAUCCGGCUUGCUUUUGAUCUCGCUUUGCACAUUGACAUGUCCUCGCACGUUUUGAAAGGGGUUAUUUCUGCUGCAGAUGCGGAUCUCCGUCGAACCGUCUUCUGGGCUGCAUAUAUCGUUGACCAUCAAUUGGGCUUCCAUCUUGGCAGGCCUUUCCGCACGAACAUGGACGAUGUUACAGUUGGCAAGCCUUCUCAAGACUGUUGCAACCAGUCUCAGGGGUGGAUACCCUACGAGAAUCCAGCAUCCGUAAUUCAGCGAUCUGAUGGUCAUGAUUGCACAGGGCUUGUUAGUCAACAACUCGUUUCUCUCUGUGAAAUCAUGGCGCCGUGUGGAUACAUUGAUAAGGCCGCGAUGCAAGAGUUCAAUGAAAGAAUUGUGGCGGAACUCUGCAAAUGGAAAGGCAAUCUGCCACAAAUUUUACGAAUCGACCUAAACGACCAUGUAUCUCCUUACCCUCCUCAUGUUUUACUACUACACAUGCAAUAUCAUCAAAAUAUCAUUUACGCCCACCGACCCUGGAUGUCCAAGAGUUAUCUCCAACCACAACCACCUAAGGGACCCGGCUAUCUCCAUGCACGACAAAUGUGCAUCCAAUCCGCCAUCGCAAUCGCCAAUAUUCUUCUUCUUUACGAAACUAGAUACACUCUACGACGCAUCAACGUUAAAGCAGUCUCAAUAACAUCCUCCGCCGUCCUCCUCCUUCUCUUUGCCGCAGUUUCCAAUUAUGCCUCGCAUUCCAAGGCGCAGAUAGUCGCCCAUCUGGGUACAUGUUUCCGAGCUCUCGACGAAUUCUCGCUCUCUUGGAUGAAUGCAAGACGUGCGAAGGAUUUACUGGUCACGCUACAGCAUCAGUGGGAACUUCGGACGCAUUCGGGGAAAAUGUAUCGACGGGCUGACGGUAUUACAUGGCCGUCGAAUAAACGUCCCCGAACAUCUGCCCGAAAUCCGAUUUCCGCGUAUAUCCCGCCGGAAAGAUCAGCCGGUGCUAAUAGUAAUAUUGGUGCAGCUUUGGGGGCCGACUCAGAGUUAGACUGGAUGUUAAUGACUGAUGGUGACCUCUUGUCGGAAACCUGUGAUAGAGAUAUUUUUGGGUGGGAUCCAACUUCUGCGAUGUUUGAUAGAGAGAGUUGA
Molecule: messenger RNA, 2367 nt
Organism: Penicillium manginii
Lineage: Eukaryota; Fungi; Ascomycota; Eurotiomycetes; Eurotiales; Aspergillaceae
Product: fungal specific transcription factor domain-containing protein
Exons: 6
Coding region: 1-2367 (788 amino acids)
Biological process (GO): DNA-templated transcription
Molecular function (GO): DNA binding; zinc ion binding
Source: RefSeq, a predicted model, not a curated record